UCGGCUGGCACACUCCGUUGUCAGUUGUCAUCGUUCAAGUGUCAAGAGAAUUACAUCGCUUCCUCCAGGUUGAAAUGGCGGGUGUGGGUAAACGUACAGUGCUGGCGCUGCUGAGUUUCCAAGCCGUGCUGAUCGUGCUGGCGUGUGUGCUGCUCCGCUACGAUAAGUCUGCAGCUGCUGAUGCCACCUUUUCCAACAAUGAGGAGGCUAAGGACACGUUCAGGAAGUAUUCCAUGUUUCAGGAUGUCCACGUGAUGGUCUUCAUUGGUUUCGGGUUCCUGAUGACGUUCCUCCGCAAGUACGGAUUCAGUUCUGUAGGAUUCAACUUUCUGCUGUCUGCCGUCAUCGUGCAAUGGUCGCUCUUCACCGACGGGGUCUUCGAGCUGGGGCGGGAUCGCUCAACAAUCCCUGUAACACUGAAGAGCUUGCUCCGUGCUGACGUCACUGCAGCAUCUUGCCUCAUUUCCAUGGGCGCUGUUCUGGGCAAGACGACGCCCUUACAGCUGAUCAUCAUGGGAAUACUGCAAUGCAUACUAUCCUCCGUGAACGAAUACUUCGCACAUCACAAACUGCAGGUGACAGAUGUUGGAGACUCGAUUUUCGUCCAUGCGUUUGGAGCCUACUUCGGCCUAGCGGUCAGCCUGGUCUUGGGGAAACCUAAACACCAUUCCUCCUUUGAGGGAUCAUCAUACAACUCAGACAUGUUCGCCAUGAUCGGUUCCGUAUUCCUGUGGGUUUGCUGGCCCAGCUUCAACAGCGCGGGUCUGGACGGAGCUGCUCAACAACGUGCUGUCAUCAACACCUACCUCUCAUUGGCCGCAUCAUGUGUCGUGGCGUACGCUCUUUCGGCGCUCACCAGCCGCAAGCACAAGUUCAACAUGGUGCACAUCCAAAAUGCCACUCUAGCUGGAGGUGUCGCCAUAGGCACUUCUGCCAACCUAAUGGUGCAACCCUUCGGAGCUAUGAUGGUUGGCAGUAUUGCCGGUGUAUUAUCUGUCAUAGGCUUCCAGUACAUUCAGCCCAAACUACUAGAGAAACUAGGGGUCCAUGACACAUGUGGUGUACAUAACUUGCACGGCAUGCCGGGAGUGUUGGCAGCGGUGGUGGGAGCCUAUAUGGCAUUCUUGGCAUCAGUAGAGGAUUAUGGGUACAACCUGUACGUAGUCUUCCCCGCCCGUGUGCCACUGGACGGCGUGGAGGUCCAGCAUGCUCAGCAAGCUGAUGUAGACUUGAUGCCCAACGUUGGCCGCAGUGCUACAGAACAAGCCGGCUAUCAGCUGCUGGCCGUGGCUGUUAGUGUGGUAGUCGCUGUGGUGGGAGGUGCAGUCACUGGUACUAUUUUGAAGACUCUAGUACCCAGAACUGGUAAAGUCAACGAGGAGUGUUUCUUCGACGACGCCGAACAUUGGGAGUUGGAAGGGGAAGAAGAGGAAGAAGACAACAAAGUGCACGAGAUACACGAACAGGUGGCUGACGAAAAGUGCUGAUAAACAGUAAUGUGAAGAUCCAAGAAACUAUAAAAGAUAUAGUGAAAAUAUAUAAACAAAAAUUAAUGAGUUUGAAAAUUAAGUGUCACAAAUGGUUUAAUGGAAAAUAAACAGGUCAU
Messenger RNA from Macrosteles quadrilineatus (aster leafhopper), 1606 nucleotides. Its product is annotated as ammonium transporter Rh type A-like. The coding region runs from base 75 to 1487 and encodes 470 amino acids. Gene Ontology annotation, molecular function: ammonium channel activity. Gene Ontology annotation, cellular component: plasma membrane. The transcript has 10 exons. NCBI's taxonomy places the organism in Eukaryota, Metazoa, Arthropoda, Insecta, Hemiptera, Cicadellidae. The record is from RefSeq and is a predicted model, not a curated record. Gene Ontology annotation, biological process: ammonium transmembrane transport; ammonium homeostasis.